CUUCUCUUCACGGCGUCGAUCUUCCUUUGCUGAACCGGCCCAAUUAGCCAUCUUUACAGAACGGUUCUCCGCUCUGGGUGAAUAGAGCUGAGAGGAUCGGCCCACAGAUGGACUCCAAUGGAGGUCAGGCUCUAAUCACCAUGGUCGCUUUGGCUGUAGCGAGAGUGUUACAAGUCUGUAAUUUUUGUAUCACGAACUCGAGGAGGAAUAGGGGCUCGGAGUCAACCUUGAGACUGGACGAUGGGUCUGGAGAAGAGGAGGAGGCAUUAAGGAGGGACUCAGAGUCAACCUUGAGAACCGACAAUGCAUCUAACGAAGAGUACGAUGUGUUCUUGAGCUUCCGGGGACCGGAUACUCGCAAUGGAUUCACCAGUUGCCUCUACAAUGGCUUGAGAAAUGCGGGAAUCCGCGUUUUCUAUGACAACGAAGAACUCAAGGUCGGAAAAAAAAUUGAUGGAGGUUUUUUGAAAGCACUUGACAAGUCUCAAAUUUACAUACCUAUCUUGUCUAAGGGUUACGCUAAUAGUAAAUGGUGUCUCCGGGAGAUUGCGCACAUGGUAAAAUGCACGUCAACAUCUAAUGGGAAGAAAGAAAUACUUCCCAUCUUCUAUGACGUGAAUACUGAUGAUGUUAAGCUCAAAACCAAGUUGUAUAAAAAAGCCAUGUCCGAGCACCAGAAGAAGUUUCGCUCCGAUGAAUUGAAGCGGUGGGAAGAUGCCCUUCUUGAGGUUGCAAGUAUGAAGGGAUGGGAUCUCAAAGGCAAAGGCCAAGGAGAACAAAUUGAAUUGAUUGUAGAAGAGGUUUCCCGUAAGCUUAAUUCAAAAUGCAAGAUUGUGACUGAACAUUUGGUUGAAGAUACUGCUCAAAUGGAAGCCAUUAUGGAGUUGUUGGAUGUUCGCUCUGGUGGUGUACGUUAUGUUGGUAUCCAUGGCAUGGGUGGUGUUGGAAAAACAACUCUUGCCAAAGUCAUGUUCAACAAAUUAAUUUCCCACUUUGAACGCUCUAGUUUCCUUGAAGACGUUCGAGCAUCAUCACAACCUCAUGGUGGUCUUUUAGAAUUGCAGAAAAAGCUCUUAUCAGAUUUGACCGGUCAUGGGAUUGCUAACAAAAUUAAAGAUGGUGAUGAUGGAAUCAAUAUGAUAAAAAAAAGCAUUGAGUAA
Molecule: messenger RNA, 1160 nt
Organism: Eucalyptus grandis
Lineage: Eukaryota; Viridiplantae; Streptophyta; Magnoliopsida; Myrtales; Myrtaceae
Product: TMV resistance protein N-like
Exons: 3
Coding region: 108-1160 (350 amino acids)
Biological process (GO): signal transduction; defense response
Molecular function (GO): ADP binding
Source: RefSeq, a predicted model, not a curated record